Molecule: messenger RNA, 1098 nt
Organism: Symbiodinium necroappetens
Lineage: Eukaryota; Dinophyceae; Suessiales; Symbiodiniaceae
Source: the annotation of a GenBank genome assembly
AUGCUGGCCGGCGAAAAUCCGGCAGUUGGCGGCGGCAGGGCUUCGCAGAAGAACAAGGCACGACCUCCUGGCGUUGCUGUGAGAAGUGCUUUGCGGGAUGCCGUGCGUCGACCACGCUUGGUUUUCGCAAUGCUGCACCGGCGGGUCAGGAGCGUGGGCCUGGGUGACGAGUGCACCGUCAUCGUCUCCGGCGAUGGAGGCCGCGAGCACGAGGAGGAUCCGCUGAUGCCAGGCUUCGCCUCCGUGGCUACAUCCGACAUGUCCAAGGCCUCCGGGAUGGAGUUUCCCCGCGACUUGCCCGACCUCGAGGCAUUGGAAACUCCCGCGGAGAACAGCCGCGAGGAAGAGGAAGAGGGCGUCUGCACGCAAAAAGAGCAAGAAGCACCAGUUCCUCACGAAACUGUGCAGCAAUAUGUUCCUGAGCAAGGAGACGCGCUACUCCUUGUGAGCAUCCCGCACGGUGCCUUUCUUACCUGGCUGGCACGUGCGAGAGAGGCCGUGGCUGCGCUGGAUUGGACGGCAACAGAAGAGCGUUUUCCAACCGAGAGCGCACUGGACUCGGUCCGUCGACUAAGGAAAGAGCUACCGCCGAAGCCCAUUGUCUGCAUCCUUGGCGGCACGGCCAUCUCGAAGCCGGAUACCGAGGAGACUGUUAAGGAAUUGGCCGAUGCUUUGAGUGCCAGAGUGGGUUCGCGAGCCGUCUUCAUGACGGGUGGCAUGGCAGGAGUGCAGAAAGCAUUCGCAGACAGCUGCCCUGAACACAUGCCGCUCUUUCACCUCACGCCUUUUGGUGAGAAGAGCAACUUCGACAUGGGGCAGGAUGUCCAUGCAGGUGUUUCUUUGGCGGAAAGAAAGGACGUGUACGGCUUGCUUGGUGAUCUGUACAUCACGAUCGAGGGCGGGCCGGGCGUCGCUGGGGAAGCCAAGGCUGCCGCUGAGCGCGGCGCAGCCGUGAUACCUCUGAUUCGCAGCGGGGGCGCCAGUGCGGGGAUGUUCGACUUCCCGACGGGAGCCCUGAACAAGCCUGCUUGGGCUCUUGAAGCACAGUGGGCUCUUUUGUCGAAGGAGGUGGCGCCGGCUUGUCGGGAAGAUCUGUAG